Messenger RNA from Coturnix japonica (Japanese quail), 2055 nucleotides. RefSeq names its product basal body orientation factor 1 (gene BBOF1). The record is from RefSeq and is a predicted model, not a curated record. NCBI's taxonomy places the organism in Eukaryota, Metazoa, Chordata, Aves, Galliformes, Phasianidae.
GGCAGCGGGCGGUAACGGAAGCCGCGGGAUGGAGGGCGGGCGGGCUCCGCUGCGGGAGGCGCGGCUGGACGAAGCCGAAGCGAGACGGGCCGAGUGCCGGGAGGCCGCGCGGCUGCUGGCGCGGCGCAACGCCGAGCUGCUGUGCAGGCAGCGGCGCGCCGACAGGGACGCGGCGGCUGUGCUGGCGCUGCUCACCGAGCAGGGACGGGAGAAGGCGGCGCAGAUCGAGAAACUGAAGAAGGAGCUGAUUGAUUUGAAGCAGCAAACACAAGAAGAGAACAGGAAACUGGAAGACUAUUAUACCCAACAAAUAAAAGAACUGGAAGAGAAAUUUCUGAAUAAAGUUGGAGAAAUCAGCCAAAUUAAAUUAGAACUGAAUUUAAUAAGGGAAUUCCGCAUAGAGAAAGCAGCUGUGGAGAAAGAGAUGGAAGAUUUAAAGAAGAGCGUCAAAAUCUCAAGCAGGAGACUUCAUGACGAGGCUGUGCAACGGGAGAGGAGGUUUUUUGAAGAGAAGAAAAGACUAGAAGAAGAUACUAAGAAGAAGCUAAUGAUGGCAAGAGAGGCUGCUCGACAAGAAGCUGUUUUGCAGCUGAACAGCAUUGAGAGACAGGUUUUUAAAGAGAACUUUCGUCUUCGUGGUGCUUCAUCUUAUCACCUGAAGGAGGCAAUGGAGUUGUGGAAAAUGAAACAGAAGUUAGAGGAGGAAAAAAUUCUUCUGCUACAGGAAAAGGAAGUCACUGAGAGUUUGAUUAGAAAAAAAAUCCUACAGAUCAACAAGCAGAAAGCACAGAUAGGAGAUCUGCAACGUAAAGUGGAAAAACUGGAGAUGAUCUUAUGCCACAAGACUAAAGAAUUUGAGGCAAAGACCCAAAAAACGCAGCAUCAGGCACUGAUAGAAAACCAGGCCAGCAUGGUUGAGAUCAAGAAACUGCAGCACCUGCUAGAAAUGAAGGAUCAGGAGAUGAACCGAGUGAAGAAACUAGCUCGGAAUAUCUUAAACGAGAGGACUGAAGUGGAAAGGUUCUUCUUAGAUGCUCUGGAACAUGUGAAGCAGGAGAUCAUAGCCAGUAGAAAACACUACAAGGAAAAGGCCCGAGCUGUCUAUUACAGGAAAAUGAUGGAGGCAUGUGCAGGGAAGGAAGAAUUUCCCAAAAUUAAAACAUUCAAUAUCAACAUGAACAGCACAAAUAGUGUGUACAGAGACCUAGAAGAAGCAGAGAAAUGGGAAAAUACCCAGUUUGAUAAAGUAGAUAUCAGUGAGUUGACGUGGGAACAAAAAGAACGUGUCCUGAGGUUACUUUUUGCCAAAAUGAACAACACAAAUCUGUGGAAACACAGCAGAGAUCUGACUACUUCAACUCCAGCUCCUGCUGAUGCUAAAAAAGGAAGCAUAGCUGGCACAGAAAAUAUUUCUUCCAACCAGAUAUUCAUUACACAGCAGGAUGAAUUAUGAGUCAUCAUCUUCUGCAGCAUCCUUCCAUGUAUUCAGAUGUUAACACUACAGAUCAAGUAAGGCAGCUGUACUUGUGGCAUCAACGAGUAUAUCUCCUAUCUGUUAUGCUGCUGCUUUGACUGCAUGUUUGAAAUUCAUCUGAAAUAUAACUACUUUCCUCCCCCUUACAGUGAAGGCUUGAUUCUUUCCAAAGCCAGGAGCUAGGAUGACCCUUUGUGCAGCUCUAGGACGGUUACAUCCAAACAGAUAUAAUUUGAUUAAAAUGCAUUUUCAGUUUGCAAUAAAGUGUGUGGAGCUUAAGUGCUCUUGUGAUCACACAACAGGUGUGUGGAAAUAGAACCAAGGCAUUCCUUGGAAUACUGUAUAAGGAAAUUACUACAGAAGUUCUUGAAAUGCUGUUAAAAAUUAAAAAGGAUUUAUACAGAGGUUACAGAAGCAAUAGACAGACCAGCCUCUGCAAGGAGGGUAACACAGUCAACAGAACACCUAUAUAGUAUCUUAUCAAGGAACAAUCACUUUCUGCAGUGAUUAGCAAACUUUUAAUUCAUAAUCAAAUUGCAAGGUGAGAAUUUUCCCCCAAGUACAGCAGAAGAAAAAAAAAA